Molecule: messenger RNA, 933 nt
Organism: Schistosoma spindalis
Lineage: Eukaryota; Metazoa; Platyhelminthes; Trematoda; Strigeidida; Schistosomatidae
Source: the annotation of a GenBank genome assembly
AUGAAUACUACUACUACUACUACUACUAUUACUACUAGUACUACCACUACUACUACUACUACUAAUCCCUUUAUAUGGAAUCAAUUAAUGCAUUAUAUUACAAAUCAUCAUCAACAACAAAUAAUCAAUAAUGAUCCUAUAGAUACCAAUAUACAUGAUCCAUCUAUUAAUUCAAUUAAAGGAAUUAUAUCUAAAGAUUCAUCAUCCUCAUCCUCAUCAUUCAUUGAUUAUGAUUAUAGUAAUAAUAAAGAACAAAUGAAUACAGCAACUAUGAUGACAAUGAUUAUGAAUUCAGAAUGGAUAAUGUCAAUGUCUAAUAGAAAACAAAAUACUGGGAAUAAUAAUCAUAAUCAUAAUAAUAAUAAUGAUAAUCAAUUAUUAACUUCACCACUAGUAUCAUUACCAAUCACAACGAAUACAACAUCAUCAUCAUCAUUAUCACCAACGACUUCAGUUUAUCAUCAUGAUCAUCAUGAUCAUGAUCAGCAGUAUUAUCAUCAAACAUCUUCAUCUACUUCAUCCCUUUCUCCUCUUUCAUCACUUCAUCAUCAACAUCAUCAUCAUCAUCGUCAUCAUCAACAUCAACAUCAUCAUAGUCAUUUACAUGUUAAACGUCCAAUGAAUGCAUUUAUGGUAUGGUCACGUGGUCAACGACGUAAAAUGGCUCAAUCUAAUCCUAAAAUGCAUAAUUCUGAAAUAAGUAAACGUUUAGGUAUUGAAUGGAAAUUAUUAACAGAUUAUGAAAAACGUCCAUUUAUUGAUGAAGCUAAACGUUUAAGAGUAAAUCAUAUGAAAACUUAUCCAGAUUAUAAAUAUAGACCAAGAAGAAAACCGAAACAUUCAAGAAAACAAGAAAAAUUUACACAACAACAACAACAACAACAACAUUCACUACCACCACCACUACCACCACCACCUGUUCAAGGUAAGUAA